Messenger RNA from Sinocyclocheilus anshuiensis, 2451 nucleotides. Its product is annotated as lysosome membrane protein 2-like. Gene Ontology annotation, molecular function: scavenger receptor activity. The record is from RefSeq and is a predicted model, not a curated record. Gene Ontology annotation, biological process: protein targeting to lysosome; receptor-mediated endocytosis. Lineage: Eukaryota; Metazoa; Chordata; Actinopteri; Cypriniformes; Cyprinidae. The coding region runs from base 112 to 1545 and encodes 477 amino acids. The transcript has 12 exons. Gene Ontology annotation, cellular component: cytoplasm; lysosome; membrane.
AGUGUUUUGUUUCUCACACUGUGUGCUGCGCAGUUCCUGACGCAUGUAAACACUCCCAGUCCAGUUCAGCUGCUGUGUCUUUGUCCUUCUCUGUCCGAACCGAACCGGAUCAUGCUGCUCCGGUCCUGCUGUGUUUACGGCGCAGGGAUCCUCUGCGUUCUGCUGUUAAUCGCCGGGAUUGCGAUGGCUUUGGCGCAGGUCUUCCAGAAGCUCAUAAACAACACAAUAAAAGAGCAAGUAGUUCUGGAAAAUGGAACGGAGGCAUUUUCGGUGUGGCGAGACCCACCGCCGCCGGUUUACAUGCAGUUUUACUUCUUUAAUCUGACCAAUCCUGCAGAGGUUCUGGAAGGAGACAAACCCUUCGUCCUGCAGAUCGGCCCGUACACGUACAGGGAGUAUCGGCCGAAGGAGGAAGUGAAAUUUAUGGACAACGGAACCAGAGUGGCGGCUGUCAAUCCAAAGACAUACGUGUUUGAGCCCAACAUGUCACGGGGAUCUGAGGAGGACAUCGUCCGAACGGUCGACAUCCCUGUUGUGACCGCGAUGGAGAAAUUCAAAGAUACCCUCUUGGUCAGUCGCAUCAUCUCUGACGUGAUGAAAGCAAAGGGCAUCGGCAUGUUCAGGACGUUCAGAGUCGGUGACCUGCUGUGGGGUUAUGAAGAUCCACUGCUCAAAGAACUCAAACAGUUUGUGUCGGAUGACCACUUUGGACUUUUCUUCAAGAAAAAUAGCACCGAUGACGGUGAUUAUAUUUUCUUCACGGGGAAGCAGAAUUAUCAGGACUUUGCUCGUAUAGACGAGUGGAACGGACAGAGUACAUUGAACUGGUGGAGUACAAAAGAGUGUAAUAUGAUCAACGGCACCGAUGGAGCGUCUUUCCAUCCGAUCAUCACAAAAACAGAGAAACUCUAUAUAUUCUCUUCUGAUCUGUGCAGGUCUAUAUAUGCCCAGUACGAGUCUGACGUGAGCGUACGAGGGGUUCCCGGUUUCCGUUUUGUCCCACCCAGCGAGGUUUUCGCUAAUCUUACGAUUAACCCAGAUAACGCAGGCUUCUGCGUGCCGGCUGGGAACUGUCUCGGCUCCGGCCUCCUCAACGCCAGCGUCUGCAAAGAAGGUGCGCCCAUCAUCAUGUCCUCCCCUCAUUUCUACCAGGCAGACAACAAAUUCGUCCAGGAUGUGCUCGGGAUGAAUCCCAACAAGGAGGAGCAUGAGACGGUCAUUGACGUCAACCCGCUCACUGGACUGUUGCUUCGGGGUGCGAAGCGUGUUCAGGUGAACGUCUACCUGCAUCAGAUCCCAGCGUUCAGUCAAACUGAGAAGAUCCAGACGCUGGUGUUUCCAGUGAUGUACCUUAAUGAGAGCAUCGUUAUUGACGAGGAAUCUGCCAAGAAGCUGUACGCGGUGGUUACCAAGGCUAAUGUGAUCGUCAACAUCCCCUUCAUAGUGAUCAGUGUGGGCAUCUUACUGGGCGUCAUCUUCAUCGUGUUCAUGUGCCGCCAGCAGACGCCAGCGAGCUCCGAGCAGCAGCCCCUGCUUUCAUCGUAAACUCCCCGGACGUCAUGAUGAACUAACAUGCGUUUAGACAUUGAGCUUGAUUUCAUUUUCACAAGUCCUGAUUAGGUUCAAGGAGCAUCGGUGUAUGCGGCAGACGACUCAAAGUGCAAAGUUUGUCUCAGGUCACCUGGCCGUCGGAACUUGCAAACGUGUUUUUUUAAUGCAUUUAAUGCAAUACUUUAGACAACUGAUCAUCACAGAACCAAAUAGUGCAGGCGUGUCCAAAUUAGCCAAUGAGUUUUAUGUCCAAAAACUGCAAUUACAUCAGAAAACACUAAUAGAGUGACGGCAGACGUGAUGCAACACAUUACACAUCACCGCUCGAGAUACAUCACAACUAUAUUAAUACACUUAUGCAACUGCAAUGAGCGCAUCUGGCAAAUAAACUGACAGCGGUGCUAAUUCAUGCUGAUUUCAAUAAUUAUGUAAGUUUUAGUCUGCUUCUCACGAGUCUGACAGUCAAUAAUGUUGCCACAUGCAUUUUAAAUCACUAAAUACAUGUUUAAAAUGACCAAAUGACUUGGUUUGUAUUUGCACUUGUUUUCUCCUCUGCCAUGUUUUCUUAGAUGCAAACCAAGAUUUUGAUGGAACAUUGGCUCAAUAAUGUUUUUAGAGUCAAUUAAUAACACUUUUACAAUAUUUCUGACAUAUGACUACAAUAAAUUGACUGUAAUCACUGAUUUAAACUCUAGAAUAACAGCCUUGCUUUCUGUGUUCUGUGUUAUAUAUGCAGUAUAAAGAGUUUCAUGGUUUCUCCAGCACAGUAUUACCACAGCAUUGAGAAGAUUCAGCUUGAAUGUUUCAUUAUCACAAACAUAUUCAGUGUUCGUUUAGCUCAUUUACAUGCACUGAUCUGUCAGGGAUGGCUAGUUUUUAUUUUUGUUUAUGUUUAUUAAA